Molecule: messenger RNA, 34765 nt
Organism: Coregonus sp. 'balchen'
Lineage: Eukaryota; Metazoa; Chordata; Actinopteri; Salmoniformes; Salmonidae
Source: the annotation of a GenBank genome assembly
AUGAACAGUGUGGACCACAUCCCUCAGACCCUGGCCAGUCACAGUAGACCAUCAUCAGUAGAGGAACAGUCACAGAGACACAGUCACUUCAACAGCCAGCAUGGAGCGGACAUGCUCAAACCAGACCCCCGAGACACUUUCUAUAGCAGUAAGUAUAGAGUAUAGCACCAGACAGCCAUGCACAUCUCUCUCUGACGGUCUGUUUCUCUCUUUAUCUUACCCUAUUUUUCAUUUUUCUAGAAACACCAUCAUGGCUCUAUUCCAGUAUCCAUUUGCAUACCACUUACAAUGAAGCAAUUGUACAUUUUAGCAGAUGCUCUUAUCCAGAGUGACUUAUAGUUAGUUCAUCUUAAGAUAGCUAGGUGGGACAACCACAUAUCACAGGCAUAGUAAGUACACUUUUCCUCAAUAAAGUAGCUAUUAGCAAAGUCAGAGCUAGAAAUGGGGGGGAUUCAAGUGCAAGUGUUGGUUCAGAAAAGUGUUUUUAGAGUAUGCAUUCUAGUAUAGACAGUGGAGCGCAGUCUCUGUCUUUUUAAAAAUACAUUUCAUAUAUGCAUAUUCUAAAUAUUAUUUGCUCACCUCUCUCUCUCCCUCUCUCUCGUCCUCCCUCCCUCCCUCUCUCUAGCCCCUAUGAUCCAGGCAUCUCGUCUGGAGAACGUGCUGCCAGCCUGUCUCUACUCCCCGACCUACGUCGUCAAAGACUUCCCCAUAGCCAGAUACCAGGGCCUACAGUUUGUAAGUCAGCCCUCCAGCACUGUGCGUGGGUGUGUGAGUAUGCAUAAGUGCGUGCCUGUGUGCAUGUGCAUGUGGAUGUGCGCAUGUCCACCUACAGUACCGGUCAAAAGUUUGGACACACCUACUCAUUCAAGGGUUUGUCUUUAUUUAUACUAAUCAGAUGGUCCUCUGUAGCUCAGCUGGUAGAGCACGGCACUUGUAACGCCAAGGUAGUGGGUUCGAUCCCCGGGACCACCCAUGCACAAAAAAAAAGUAUGCACGCAUGACUGUAAGUCGCUUUGGAUAAAAGCGUCUGCUAAAUGGCAUAUUUAUUAAUUUUUUAUUUAUUUUCUACAUUGUAGAAUAAUAGUGAAUACAUCAAAACUAUGAAAUUACACAUAUGGAAUCAUGUAGUAACCAAAAAGGUGUUAAACAAAUCAAAAUAGCAAAUAAUUAAAGAGCAGCAGUAAAAUAAAAUAACAGUAGGGAGGUUAUAUACAGGGGGUACCGGAACAGAGUCAAUGUGUGGGGGCAGCAGGUUAGUCGAGGUAAUUGAGGUAAUAUGUACAUGUGGGUAGAGUUAAAUUGACUAUGCAUAAAUAAUAAACAGAGUAGCAGCAGCGUAAAAGAGGCGAUUGGGGUGGGGUGGGGUGGGGAGGCAAUGCAAAUAGUCUGGGUAGCAAUGUUUAGCUGUUCAGGAGUCUUAUGGCUUGGGGGUAGAAGCUGUUAAGAAGCCAUUUGGACCUAGACUUGCCGUGCGGUAGCAGAGAGAACAGUCUAUGACUAGGGUGACUGGAGUCUUUGACAAUUUUUAGGGCCUUCCUCUGACACCGCCUGGUAUAGAGGUCCUGGAUGGUAGGAAGCUUGGGCCCAGUGAUGUGCUGGGCCAUACGCACUACCCUCUGUAGUGCCUUGUGGUCGGAGGCCGAGCAGUUGCCAUACCAGGCGGUGAUGCAACCAUUCAGGAUGCUCUCGAUGGUGCAGCUGUAGAACUUUUGGAGGAUCUGAGGACCCAUGCCAAAUCUUUUCGGUCUCCUGAGGGGGAAUAGGCUUUGUCGUGCCCUCUUCACGACUGUCUUGGUGUGUUUGGACCAUGAUAGUUUGUUGGUGAUGUGGACACCAAGGAACUUGAAGUUCUCAACCUGUUCCACUACAGCCCCGUCAAUGAGAAUGGGGACGUGCUCAGUCCUCUUUUUUUUCCUGUAGUCCACAAUCAUCUUUGUCUUGAUCACGUUGGGGGAGAGGUUGUUAUCCUGGCACCACACGGCCAGGUCGCUGACCUCCUCCUUAUAGGCUCAUCAUUGUCGGUGAUCAGGCCUACCACUGUUGUGUCGUCGGCAAACUUAAUGAUGGUGUUGGAAUCGUGCCUGGCCAUGCAGUCAUGGGUGAACAGGGAGUACAGGAGGGGACUGAGCACGCACCCCUGAGGGGCCCCCGUGUUGAGGAUCAGCGUGGCAGAUGUGUUGUUACCUACCCUUACCACCUGGGGGCGGCCCGUCAGGAAGUCCAUGAUCCAGUUGCAGAGGGAGGUGUUUAGUCCCAGGGUCCUUAGCUUAGUGAUGAGCUUUGAGGGCACUAUGGUGUUGAACGCUGAGCUGUAGUCAAUGAAUAGCAUUCUCACGUAGGUGUUCAUCUUGUCCAGGUGAGAAAGGGCAGUGUGGAGUGCAAUAGAGAUUGCAUAAUCUGUGGAUCUGUUGGGGCGGCAUGCAAAUUGGAGUGGUUCUAGGGUUUCUGGGAUAAUGGUGUUGAUGUGAGCCAUGACCAGCCUUUCAAAGCACUUCAUGGCUACAGACGUGAGUGCUACGGGUCGGUUGUCAUUUAGGCAGGUUAUCUUAGUGUUCUUGGGCACAGGGACUAUGGUGGUCUGCUUGAAACAUGUUGGUAUUACAGACUCAGUCAGGGACAUGUUGAAAAUGUCAGUGAAGACACUUGCCAGUUGGUCACCGCAUGCUCGGAGUACACGUCCUGGUAAUCCGUCUGGCCCUGCGGCCUUGUGAAUGUUGACCUGCUUAAAAGUCUUACUCACAACGGCUACAGAGAGCGUGAUCACAUAGUCAUCCGGAACAGCUGAUGCUAUCAUGCAUGCUUCAGUGUUGCUUGCCUCGAAGCGAGCAUAGAAGUGAUCUAGCUCGUCUGGUAGGCUUGUGUCACUGGGCAGCUCGCGGCUGUGCUUCCCUUUGUAGUCUGUAAUAGUUUUCAAGCCCUGCCACAUCCGACGAGCGUCAGAGCCGGUGUAGUACGAUUUCAAUCUUAGUGCUGUAUUGACUCUUUGCCUGUUUGAUGGUUCGUCGGAGGGCAUAGCAGUACAGCUUUGCACAGUCGUGGCAUUCUCUCAACCAGCUACAUGAGGUAGUCACGUGGAAUGCAUUUCAAAUAACAGAUGUGCCUUGUUAAAAGUUAAUUUGUGGAAUGUCUUUCCUUAAUGCGUUUGAGCCAAUCAGUUGUGUUGUGACAAGGUAGGGGUGGUAUACAGAAGAUAGCCCUAUUUCGUAAAAGACCAAGUCCAUAUUAUGGCAAGAACAGCUCAAAUAAGCUGUAGACAGAUGACAGAUGGUAGACAGAUGGUAGACAGAUGGUCACACAUUGUGUGUGUUUCUGUGUGUGGGCAUGUCUGUGUGUGGGUGUGAGUAUUCCCUGUGAAACAUGCUAGAAACAUGAGAGCUUGAAACAUGCUGUGAAUGGGUGUGUAUGCGAUUGUUUGUUUGUGAGAGAGAUAGGGUGUCUCCUACACUUGGUUUGUUUUUACGGAAAAUGCUUAUAUGAAAUAGUUUCUCAAUCAAAGUUGAAAACCAGAUGUGCUUUCUAAGUAGCUCAGGCACACAGAAUCUCAGUUCUGAAGGCCUCCUACAGCCAAUGGGUCGAUGAGUCAGGAGGUGCUGACCUGCUCCAAUCCACUGGACAGAUGGUAAACUCAACUCCGCGGCCAGUGGGAGACUAGACACUGGCAACGCGUAGGAGGUCGGGUGGCCUCCAUAUAGCCUAGAAGAUCCGAUCCAGCUAUUAAACAGCUUUGCCCCGCUUGAGGCGGACAUACCAGCCCUGGCAGUCAUCUCUGAUUCUGGGAGUACACCAACAGCUAGCAGCCGUCCAGGGGCACCCUGCUCCACAGCUCAGCCGGUCGCUGACCAAAGGAAGCAAGGUGUUGAGCCAUCCUCCACCUCCCCGAGGAUUCCGACGCCAUCCGCUGUUACUGGUACAUGUGCGGUGAGUCAGGCUGGCAUGAGUCGAAGCACACCUCCUCCCUCCUGCCCACAGUUCUAGCCAACUACUCUAAUAUUGGCACCAUUGUCACUCAUGUUGGAUUUAACAACAUUCGCUUUCGGCAAUCUGAGAAACUGAAGGACUACAACAUUCUCUUGAACACCCUUGUUGGCACAGGGAAGAGAACUGUGAUCUCUGGCCCCCUGCCGUGCUAUAGAAGGGCUUUGGAACGUCACUGCCCUAAACGAGUUCCUUAAGAAACUCUGCAAAGACAGGAAUGUCUCCUUUUGUGACAAUUUUGACUUGCUGUGGGAGCAACCAACACUCUUCAUAAGAGAUGGGAUUCACCCUAACCACAGGGGUUCCAGGAUUAUCUCCAUCACCAUAGCGAACUGCUUAAGAGACGUACGGUCUGGGUUUGGUAGCGUUCCAGGCCUCGCCGUCAUAACAAGCAACAGAGAACAUGCUAAUCGUAUUAUAUCCCAGAGAAAUAGAAGUGCAGUGAAUGUAAGUAACCUAAUUUAUGUUCCUUUAACUGUUAGGCUCCGACGGUAUUGUCUGCAAUAACCAUAUGCACAUAGAAUUCCACUGUUUGCACUGAAACUGUCUGCCUUAGGAAGAAGCACACUGUGUGCAGCCCACUCAGUACUCAAAUGAAAAUGUCACUGACAUGUCUACCUCGGAUUAGCCUCUCAGAAUAGCACUAAAAGCAAACAAGCAACCCAGAAAAGGACUGUAAAUAGCCCAUAUUAACAUAUGUAGCCUGAGAAACAAGUUUUUUUAACCUUUAUUUAACUAGGCAAGUCAGUUAAGAACAAAUUAAUAUUUACAAUGACGGCCUACACCGGACGACGCUGGGCCAAUUGUGCGCCACCCUAUGGGACUCCCAAUCACGGCCGGUUGUGAUACAGCUUGGAAUCGAACCAGGGGGUCUGUAGUGACGCCUCAAGCACUGAGAUGCAGUGCCUUAGACUGCUGCGCCACUCAGGAGCACAUGAAAUUUCAGGAAAGGUUCAUGAAAUUGACAAAUUAUUAACAUCAGAAAACAUUCAUGUUCUGGCCAUCUCUGAAACACACUUAGAUCAUUGAUUUGAUGAUGCAGUAGUAGCUAUACAUGGCUAUAGAAUAUAUAGUAAAAAUGUAAGAGGUGUUGCUAUGUAUGUCCAGAGUCAUAUUCCAUGUCAGAUGAUGUAGAAGGAAUAUGGCUACAGGUUCAUCUGCCUCAGCUAAAGACUAUUCUCGUAGGAAGUUGCUAUAGACCACUGCGUGCUAAAAGUCAGUAUUUGGACUAAAUGUGUGAAAUGCUGUAUAUUGUACAACGGGUGGGUCUAAUCCUGAAUGCUGAUUGGUUAAAACUGUAUUCCAGCUGGUGUCUAUUCCACAAGUUACCACCGGCUAACUUUAUGACAUUAAAAUGCUAUUUACUCUGUUCCAUUUGACUGGGCAAUUCACUGUCUCUUCAGCCCAGCCAGGCAAUUUAUAAACUUGAUCUCCACUAGAAAAAGCAUCUAGACCAGGGUUCUUCAAUUCCGGUCCUGGAGGGCCGAAACACUUCAGUUUUUUAUUUCUACCUGGUAGUUAAUUGCACUCACCUGGUGUCCCAGGUCUGAAUUAGCCCCUGAUUAGAAGGAGAGGAUGAAAAACAGAGGUGUUUCGGCCCUCCAGGACCGGAAUUGAAGAACCCUGAUCUAGACAUUAUCUCACAUUUCUUUUAGACUAACAUUUAGUUAGUUGGGACGGGAGUUGGGACGAGACAGACUGUCAGGCAGCGUUUCUCAGCCAGUCAAAGUCAUGAAUCAGCUGGCAUAAUUUGUAUGGAUAUACAGUUGAAGUCGGAUGUUUACAUACACUUAGGUUGGAGUCAUUUAAACUCGUUUUUCAACCACUCCACAAAUUUCUUGUUAACAAACUAUAGUUUUGUCAAGUCGGUUAGGACAUCUAUUUUGUGCAUGACACAAGUAAUUUUUCCAACAAUUGUUUACAGACAGAUGAUUUCACUUAUAAUUCACUGUAUCACAAUUCCAGUGGGUCAGAAGUUUACAUACACUAAGUUGACUGUGCCUUUCAAUAGCUUGGAAAAUUACAGAAAAUGAUGUCAUGGCUUUAGAAGCUUCUGAUAGGCUAAUUGACAUCAUUUGAGUCAAUUGGAGGUGUACCUGUGGAUGUAUUUCAAGGCCUACCUUCAAACUCAGUGCCUCUUUGCUUGACAUCAUGGGAAAAUCUAAAGAAAUCAUCCAAGACCUCAGAAAAAAAAUUGUAGACCUCCACAAGUCUGGUUCAUCCUUGGGAGCAAUUUCCAAACGCCUGAAGGCACCACGUUCAUCUGUACAAACAAUAGUAUGCAAGUAUAAACACCAUGGGACCAUGCAGCCAUCAUACCGCUCAGGAAGGCGACGCGUUCUGUCUCCUAGAGAUUAACGUACUUUGGUGUGAAAAGUGCAAAUCAAUCCCAGAACAAUAGCAAAGGACCUUGUGAAGAUGCUGGAGGAAACAGGUACAAAAGUAUCUAUAUCCACAGUAAAACGAGUCCUAUAUCGACAUAACCUGAAAGGCCGCUCAGCAAGGAAGAAGCCACUGCUCCAAAACCGCCAUAAAAAAGCCAGACUACGGUUUGCAACUGCACAUGGGGACAAAGAUAAUACUUGUUGGAGAAAUGUCCUCUGUUCUGAUGAAACAAAAUAGAACUGUUUAGCCAUAAUGACCAUCGUUAUGUUUGGAGGAACAAGGGGGCAGCUUGCAAGCCGAAGAACACCAUCCGAACCGUGAUGCAUGGGGGUGGCAGCAUCAUGCUGUGGGGGUGCUUUGCUGCAGGAGGGACUGGUGCACUUCACAAAAUAGAUGGCAUCAUGAGGAAGGAAAAUUAUGUGGAUAUAUUGAAGCAACAUCUCAAGACAUCAGUCAGGAAGUUAAAGCUUGGUCGCAAAUGGGUCUUCCAAAUGGACAAUGACCCCAAGCAUACUUCCAAAGUUGUGGCAAAAUGGCUUAAGGACAACAAAGUCAAGGUAUUGGAGUGGCCAUCACAAAGCCCUGACCUCAAUCCUAUAGAAAAUGUGUGGGCAGAACUGAAAAAGCUUUUGCGAGCAAGGAGGCUAACAAACCUGACUCAGUUACACCAGCUCUGUCAGGAGGAAUGGGCCAAAAUUCACCCAAGUUAUUGUGGAAGGCUGCCCGAAACGUUUGACCCAAGUUAAACAAUUUAAAGGCAAUGCUACCAAAUACUAAUUGAGUGUAUGUAAACUUCUGACCCACUGGGAAUGUGAUGAAAGAAAUAAAAGCUGAAAUAAAUCACUCUCUACUAUUAUUCUGACAUUUCACAUUCUUAAAAUAAAGUGGUGAUCCUAACUGAACUAAGACAGGGAAAUUUUUGUCAGGAAUUGUGAAAAACUGAGUUUAAAUGUAUUUGGCUAAGGUGUAUGUAAACUUCCGACUUCAACUGUAUAUAAAGAAAUGUCAAUUCAAAAAAGGUAAAACGUUUGCAGUCUUUCCAGCUUCAGUUUGAAGCGAUUAUGUUAGCUGUGUUGUUGGCUUGCUCCUCUGAACAACAGUGCCCAGACGAGUAAGCACAUUUUCUAUGCUGGCGAAAUCGCUCCUCAUCAGCUCAUUGUUAUGCAUGUAUCCAAAUAAAUGUCACUAGAAAACAACUUAAACAAAUGGGGCUACUUUGCUGUUAUUCUGGCUUUUUGACAUGACUGUAAGUUAGCUGUAGUUGGCUAGCUAGCAAACAAGGGAUAAGAAUGUUGCCUCCCAGUAUGGCAAUGGAACAUUUAGAACAAACGACUGGGUCGCGUCCACAGAUACAGAACAAAAAGACUGAACGACUGGGUCGCAUCUCUGGCAACCAAACCGAAAGAACAAACGACUAGCCGGCUUGGGUAGCAACCCUGGAUUUGUGUCGGGACUAUAUCUUGUGGAAGGAUGAAAUAGUAUGAAUAAAAUCAUUAAAAUAAUGUUUUUUAUGAAGAUAUGUCAAUCAUUAUUUGAAUAUGUUGCUAAACCGUUGUAUAAAAUUGAUAAUGCCCUCGAAGCCGGUGUUUGGACUUUGUCUCGGGCCUAACAACACAUGUGCCGAUAUAUCCUCCAAACAACUGAUUCUUGGGCAUUAUCACUUAAAUGUAUAUGAUAUCAUCAGAGUGGUAUAUAUUCUGGGUGACCUAAAUAUUGACUGGUUGUCAUCAAGGUGUCCACUAAAAAAGAAGCGCCAAGUUGUAACCAAUUCCUGCAAUCUGGUUCAGGUUAUCAGUCAAACUACUAUUUACAAACAGAACAGGAACUAAAUCAUCCACGUGUAUUGAUCACAUUACUAAUGCUGCAGAAAUCUUCUCUAAAGUAGUAUCCACACCCAUCGGAUGUAGUGAUCAUAAUAUAAUAGCCAUAUCUAGAAAAAACAAAGUUCCAAAGGCUGGAUCUAAGAUAUUGUAUAAACGAUCACACAAGAGGUUUAGCAAUGAUUCCUAUGUCGAAGAUGGGAAAAAUAUUUGUUAGUCUGAUGUGUGUUAUGAGGAACAACCUGACGCCGCACUUGAAGCAUUUAUGAAACUACUUAUUUCGGUUACUGGUAGGCAUGCACCCAUCAAGAAACUGACUGUUAGAACUUCCAAAUCCCCAUAGAUGGCUGCGAGGGAAGAGGCAAAUAAAAUAGCAAAUAAUUCUGACAACAUAGCAGACUGGCAAACAUACAGUACAUUGAGAAAUCACGUAACUAAACUAAAAGAAGAAGAAACUACAUUAUGGAACAAAGAUAAAUUAUAUAAAGAAUUAUAGUAAAAAGCUCUGGAGUACUUUAAAUGAAAUUCUAGGCAAAAAAGCAAACUCCUUCAUAACAAAACCUUUUGAUAUUGCCAACCACUUUAAUAACUUUUUUGUUGACAAGAUUAUCAAACUUGACAUGCAAACAACAAAUGCUGAGCCUUCAUUGUCAUGCAUAACGGACCAAAUAAUGAAAGACAAGCACUGUAGUUUUGAGUUCCACAAAGUGGGUGUGGAAUAGUUUUUUGUUUUGUUUUUGUUUGCUAUCUAUAAAUAUGGACAAACCACCUGGUUCUGACAACCUGGAUGGUAAAAUGCUGAGGUUGGUAGCAGAAUACAUUGCAACAUCUUCAAUUUAAGCCUAGAUGACCGUAUGUGCCCUCAGACAUGGAGGGAGGCAAAGGUCAUUCCGCUACCCAAGAAUAGCAUAGCACCCUUUAAUGGUUCAAACAGCCAACCAAUCAGCCUGUUACAAGUGCUUAGCAAACUUUUGGAAAAAAUGUAGUUUGAUAACAUAUAAUAUAAUAAUUUAAUAUUAAUAAUUAUAAUAUAAUACAUACAAUAUUAAUUAUAAUACAAAUAAUUUACAAAGUUACUAUAUUUUACAGAAAACUAAUUAACAACAGACUUUCAGCAUACUUAUAGGGAAGGGCACUCAACAUGCUCAGCACUGACACAAAUUACUGAUGAUUGGCUGAAAGAAAUUGAUAGUAAGAAGAUUAUGGGACUUGUUUUGUUAGACUUCAGUGCAGCUUUUGAUGUCAUUGAUCAUACAUAACCUAUUGCUGAAAAAAACAUAGGUAUUAUGGAUUUGCAUCCUCUGCCUUAUAAUUUUACAUUUACAUUUACGUCAUUUAGCAGACGCUCUCCAGAGCGACUUACAAAUUGGUGCAUUUACCUUAUAGCCAGUGGCAUAACCACUUUACAAUAUAUAUUAUUAUUUUUAUUAAUUUUUUUUUUUUUUGGGGGGGGGGGGGUAGAAGGAUUACUUUAUCCUAUCCCAGGUAUUCCUUAAAGAGGUGGGGUUUCAAAUGUCUCCGGAAGGUGGUGAGUGACUAUAAUGGAUUGAGAGUUACCUAUCUAAUAGAACAGAGGGUUUUCAUUAAUGGGAGCCGGAUAUUCAGUUGAGUGUGGUGUACCACAGUACAGCCGGAUAGGGCCAUUAUUGUUUUCUGUUUUUACUAAUGACCUUCCACUGACCUUGAAUAAAACCUGUGUGUCUAUGUACGCUGACGACUCAACAGUAUACACGUCGGCUGCAACAGUAAAAUAAAUAACUGAUACCUUUAACAUAGAGCUACAGUCAGUUUUAAAAUGGGUAACUUCUCCUAUUUUGUUGCAUUACAACCUGUCAUUUAAAUUGAUUUUAUUUGGAUUUCAUGUAAUGGACAUACACAAAAUAGUCCAAAUUGGUGAAGUGAAAUUAAAAAAAUAACUUGUUUAAAAAAUAUUGAAAAAAGAAAUAACGGAAAAGUGGUGCGUGCAAAUGUAUUAACCCCCUUUUCUAUGAAGCACCUAAAUAAGAUCUGGUGCAACCAAUAACCUUCAGAAGUCACAUAAUUAGUUAAAUAAAGUCCACCUUUGUGCAAUCUAAGUGUCACAUGAUCAGUCACAUGAUCUCAGUAUAUAUACACCUGUUCUGAAAGGCCCCAGAGUCUGCAACAUCACUAAGCAAGGGGCACCACCAAGCAGCUGUAGCUCAAUUGGUAGAGCAUGGCGCUUGUAAUGCCAGGGUAGUGGGUUCGAUCCCCGGGACCACCCAUACGUAAAAAUGUAUGCACACAUGACUGUAAGUCGCUUUGGAUAAAAGUGUCUGCUAAAUGGCAUAUUAUUUUUAUAUUAUUAUCUCGAGAUAUAUAUAUACUCCUGUCUGAAAGGCCCCAGAGUCUGCAACACCACUAAGCAAGGGGCACCACCAAGCAAGCGGCACGGACCAGGCAAGGAGGGCAUUAAUCAGAGAGGCAACAAAGAGACCAAAGAUAACCCUGAAGGAGCUGCAAAGCUCCACAGCGGAGAUUGGAGUAUCUGUACAUAGGACCACUUUAAGCUGUACACUCCACAGAGCUGGGCUUUACGGAAGAGGGGCCAGAUAAAAGCCUUUGCUUAAAGAAAAAAAUAAGCAAACACAUUUGCUGUUCGCCAAAAGGCAUGUGGGAGACUCCCCAAACAUAUGGAAGAAGGUACUCUGGUAAGAUGAGACUAAAAUUGAGCUUUUUUGCCAUCAAGGAAAAUGUCUGGCGCAAACCCAACACCUCUCAUCACCCCGAGAACACCAUCCCCACAUUGAAGCAUGGUGGUGGCAGCAUCAUGCUGUGGGGAUGCUUUUCAUUGGCAGGGACUGGGAAACUGGUCAGCAAUCUUUAAGUUAUACCACAGAUUCUCAAUUGGAAUGAGGUCUGGGCAUUGACUAGGCCAUUCCAAGACAUUUACAUGUUUUCCCUUAAACCACUUGAGUGUUGCUUUAGCAGUAUGCAUAGGGUCAUUGUCCUGCUGGAAGGUGAACCUCCGACCCAGUCUCAAAUCUCUGGAAGACUGAAACAUGUUUCCCUGAAGAAUUUCCCUGUAUUUAGCGCCAUCCAUCAUUCCUUCAAUUCUGACCAGUUUCCCAGUCCCUGCCGAUGAAAAACAUCCCCACAGCAUGAUGCUGCCACCACCAUGCUUCACUGUGGGGAUGGUGUUCUCUGGGUGAUGAGAGGUGUUGGGUUUGUGCCAGCGUUUUCCUUGAUGGACAAAAAGUUCAAUUUUAGUAUCAUCUGACCAGAGUACCUUCUUCCAUAUGGCUUUUGGCGAACACCAAACGUGUUUGCUUAUUUUUUACUUUAAGCAAUGGCUUUUUUUCUGGCCACUCUUCCAUAAAGCCCAUCUCUGUGGAGUGUACAGCUUAAAGUGGUCCUAUGGACAGAUACUCCAAUCUCCGCAGUGGAGCUUUGCAGCUCCUUCAGGGUUAUCUUUGAUCUCUUUGUUGUCUCUCUGAUUAAUGCCCUCCUUGCCUGGUCCAUGAGUUUUGGUGGGCGGCCCUCUCUUGGCAGGUUUGUUGUGGUGCCAUAUUCUUUCCAUUUUUGAAUAAUGGAUUUAAUGGUGCUCCGUGGGAUGUUCAAAGUUUCGGAUAUUUUCUUAUAACCCAACCCUGAUCUGUACUUCUCCACAACUUUGUCCCUGACCUGUUUGGAGAGCUCCUUGGUCUUCAUGGUGCUGCUUGCUUGGUGGUGCCCCUUGCUUAGUGAUGUUGCAGACUCUGGGGCCUUUCAGAACAGGUGUAUAUAUACUGAGAUCAUGUGACAGAUCAUGUGACACUUAGAUUGCACACAGGUGGACUUUAUUUAACUAAUAAAGUGACUUCUGAAGUUAAUUGGUUGCACCAGCUCUUAUUUCGGGGCUUCAUAGCAAAGGGGGUGAAUACAUAUGCACGCACCACUUUUCCGUUAUUUAUUUUUUUGAAUUUUUUCACCAAUUUGGACUAUUUUGUGAAUAUCCAUUACAUGAAAUCCAAAUAAAAAUCAAUUUAAAUGACAGGUUGUAAUGCAACAAAAUAGUAAAAACACCAAGGGGGAUGAAUACUUUUGCAAGGCACUGUAUAAACAUUAUAACCAAUCAGAGACACAGCAGUAUCCGGCACAGUCUUAUUUAUUUAACCAAGUUUCAGAUAUUACCAGAUUAUCUAAAUUGUAAGAAAAUAUACUGUGAACUCUGGUAAUAUGGAUAGACUAACUAUUGAACCAUUGGCCCAAUGCCCCGGGUGGGGGGAGAUUUCUCUUUAGGAUCAACGGAUUAUCAACGGAUUGGUCGAAAAUGAGCAAACCAUGCACACCCGGGGCACCGGGCCAUGCAAAACGAAUUUGCCUAAAACAUUUGUGGUCAAAACCAUUCAUCUUGGGGCUACGGGGGGAGCGGGGUUCUAAAAUGCAAUCAUACCACGCAAUUUUACUAUUUCUAAAAUGGUCUUAUAUUUUUUUCAUGCAGACUAGCUAAAAAAUCAGUUACAUUUGACACUUUUCCAAUAGAUUAUGAUAAUGGUUUUGCGUUUAAAAAAGGGGAGGUGCAAAAACAUUAGUUUUUGUGUAGGCUAAGGCGAAAAGCUGUAGCCAGAGACUGAAGAGGAAGCGAUACAGUUUGUUUCUGGUUCAAUGAAAGUCAAUGAACUAAGUAGACAAGACCCAGCUGCUAUUGCAUUGGUGUCUGUGGGAGACCCACCCCGUUAAGUAGUCCGGAACUUAACAUUUGGUAAAUGUUAAAAGUGAACUAUCUUCAUUUAUCCACCAUCUUUGCUAUAGCCAAAGAUGAUCUAUUAUAUUGCUCAGCUCAGUCGAGACUCGCAAACUUUGCAGGUGUUUCUGAUUAAUAAACAAUGCCAUGCUGGUGGGUGGUACCAUUCAAAUAAAACCCAGCCUUCAAACGAAACGUAGACGAAAUAUAAUUUAUACAUAAUUUCAGAGGAAAAGCCACGUCAUUGGCACGAAUGUGCAUGAAGCAGGCAGUUCGGUUUUGUCACUUCAAGCCCAAAUAUAUCAUACUUUCACUAAUAUGAUUACUUAUUGACUUACAUUGUUGUGCAACAUCAUGGGUAAGCUCUGGCCAUCGUCUUUCAACUCGAAAAAGUGGAUUUCUACUGGUGUGGCAUUUAAAGCUUCUCUACUUCCUCUUCUGUAUUGAAGACUGCUCUGAACAAAACCCCUAGGGCUGGGUGUUGCUCUUUUUAGGUCAAAGUGUGUUUUACACCAAAAGAUUAGUAACAGAUAAAGAUCAUAUUUUUAGAGGAAGGAAUACCAGGGUCAUAUUCAUGGGAUAAAAACAGACUACCGGGACUUGUCCAAUAAGAAAUGCUCAUUUUCAUUUUCCUUUGCAAACGUUUGCCUUAAUGAACAGGACCCUGUAUCAGUAUUUAUCCAUCCAUGUUAUUAGCACUGUAUCUAUUAGUUCUGUACUUUUAUUUUGUCUUUAUUCACUGACCUGUCCCUGUUUGUCUCUUCCUCAGGUGUACCUGUCCUUUAUUUAUCCCAAUGACUUUACACGUCUGACACACAUGGAGAGAGAGAACAAGUGUUUCUACAGGGAGUCACCCAUCUACCUGGAGAAGUAAGUACUGUUGGCUAUUUUCCACAUUCAGUUGAUUAUUAUAUUGUAAUUCACAGAUGGAAGCAAAUCAAGUUGAAUAUGCCUGCAGCUCCGCCACUCGGUUUGGAAGGAUGAAGAUGGAGAAAUGUAACCUCUCUCAAAAUCAUAGAUUGAGAAAUACAAACAAAAAAAUAUAUAAAACAGAAAAGAGAGAAGAGAAAAAGACAAACACUUAGUUGGGUGUAUUAUUAGACGGCUGUGUAUAUCUGUGUGCUAAUUGUCGCUCUCUCUCGCUCUCUCGCUCUCUCACUGUCACGGUUCAGACAGACGACCAGAGGACCACAAUUGCGUCACACCAGAAAGUUUAUUAAAACUUAAGGGAAAAGGGAAGUAGGGAGUGAAUGAAGGCUCCAGGGGUAACAGGGAUCCCGUCCAAUGUGCUGGGUCUGUGCCCCCCCCAGUGGCAGCGAUGCGUCCUAUGAAGCCGGUGGUGGGUGGUCCAGAAGUCCUGGGGGGGGGGGAGACACAGACACAACAGGGCGGAAUGAAACAAGGCAGCAGUACAGUUCAAGGGAAAUCCAAAAUACGUAGUAGCAAGGCAGAAGGCUGGUCAGAGUUACCGGGAUUGAAGAGUAGUCAGGAGUCGUAAUGGCAGAAGCAGGUCUGGAUCUCCUGGGGCAGAAGAGUAUCCAAAAAUCAGGCAGGUCCGGGGUCACAAAACCAGGGUGAGCCAGAAGCGCGAGCAAACAGGUUCCGGGUGUGAGCUUUGCAGACGAUCUGACACCGGAGAGCUGAAAGACAGGGCCUUAAAUACAGGGAGAGGUAGUGGGUAAUGCAGCGCAGCUGGCAGAGUAAUUAGAGCAGAGCAGAGCAGGGACAGGUGGAGCUAGUUAGGCUGAGUAGAGAGAGUGGUGAGCAGAGUGGAAGAAAAUUAAGGUGGUAACCCGGUGGAGUGAGAGGCUCAUGACAGAACCCCCCCCCCAAGGGACGGCCCCAGAAGUCCCAAGAGCAACACCACGCCGGGCGGGAGGAGGGGAGCCGGAGGAGGGCUAGAACUCCUCCGAACGGUCCGAGUGAACGUCCUCAUCCUCGGAGGAAGCCGGAGGGCCGUGGUCGGGAGAUGGGACAGGUCCCGAGACAGGAUCAGGCACAGGACAGGAAGCCGAGCGGGCAGGACGGUUAGGGACCCCUCUGGGGCGGCCCCUACGGAUUGCAGGUUGAUCAGGAUGCCGUUGGUGGAAAGCGGUGAUGAGAGUCCUAUCCACAAUCCGACUAGCUGGCACCCAGGUCCUUUCCUCAGGUCCAUAGCCCUCCCAGUCAAUGAGGUACUGGAGACCCCUACCCCUCCGUCUGGACCGAAGCAGGCGGCGGACGGUGUAAACCAGACCACCAUCGACGAGCCGUGGAGGAGGAGGACAAGGCGCAGCAGGGACCAGCGGACUCUCAUGGAUGGGCUUAAUCUUAGACACAUGGAAAGUGGGGUGCACCCUCAGGGAAUUAGGCAGUUGGAGCCGGACAGCAGUUGGGCUAAUCACUCUUAUGAUAGGGAAUGGGCCAAUGAACCGAGGUGCCAGCUUCUGCGACUCCACCCUGAGUGGCAGGUUCUUCGAUGACAACCACACCCUUUGACCAACAUGGUAGGUGGGAGCAGGAAUUCUCCGACGGUUGGCCCCGGUAGUGUAGCUGGCAACGGAUCUGAGGAGUGUGGCUCGGGCUUGUGACCAGGUGCGGCGACAUCGACGGGCAAAAGCAAGUGCAGAUGGGCAAGUAACCUCCUCUUCCUGGCUGGCAAAUAGAGGAGGCUGGUAUCCAUAAACACAUUGGAAAGGGGACAUACCGAUGGCAGAGCAGGUCAGAGAAUUGUGUGCGUACUCCACCCAUGUCAAUUGCUGCGACCAGGAGUGGGGGUUGCGUGAAGUCAUGCAUCGCAGUGCCUUCUCGAGCUCCUGAUUAGCCCGCUCUGACUGCCCAUUGGAUUGGGGAUGGAAUCCGGAAGUCAGACUGACUGUGGCUCCCAGCAGGUGACAGAACUCCUUCCAAAAAGCGGAGGAGAAUUGUGGACCACGGUCAGAAACUACAUCCUUAGGCAGUCCGUGGAUCCGGAAGACGUGUUCCAGGACCACCUGGGCGGUCUCCUUGGCGGUUGGGAGCUUGGGGAGGGGAAUGAAGUGUGCCAUCUUGCUGAAACGGUCAACGAUGGUGAGAAUGACGGUCAUGCCACUUGAAGGGGGCAGCCCCGUGACAAAGUCAAGGGCGAUGUGAGACCAGGGACGUCUGGGCACAGGCAGGGGCUGCAGCAAUCCGGCUGGGGGCUGGCAGGACGACUUGUGUUGGUUGCAGAUGGGGCAGGCUUGGACGAAUUCCCGUACAUCCUUUCUCAGAGAGGGCCACCAGAACCUCUGGGCGAGCAGGUUGUAAGUGCGGGUGGAGCCAGGGUGACAAGCUAGGCGGGAGUCAUGUCCCCACUGAACGACCUGGGACCUCAGGUCUUCGGGGACAAAAAGGCGGUCAGCUGGGCAAGUGCUGGGACCUGGCUGGUUACGGAGAGCCUCCAGCACCUGUUCCUCAACAGCCCAGGUCAGAGCUGCAACGAUGCAGGGACUUGGCAGAAUCGACACAGGGUCCUUGGAGGGGGUGUCAUCCUUCUGGAAUUGACGGGAGAGGGCGUCUGGCUUGGUGUUGCGUGAUCCAGGCCGGUAUGACAGAGUGAAAUUAAACCUGGUGAAGAACAGGGCCCAGCGGGACUGCCUGGAGUUCAACCGUUUGGCCGUGCGGAUGUACUCCAAGUUCUUAUGAUCGGUCCAAACGAGAAAUGGAAUGGUGGACCCCUCCAGCCAGUGACGCCACUCCUCCAAGGCAAGCUUCACAGCCAGCAGCUCACGGUUCCCUAUGUCGUAAUUGCACUCAGAGGGGGACAACCGACGUGAGAAAAAGGCACAGGGAUGGAGCUUCCUAUCCUCCGCAGCCCACUGAGAAAUCACAGCACCAACUCCCACAUCCGAGGCGUCCACCUCCACAAUGAAUUGCCGGUCCACAUCAGGCAUCUGGAGGAUGGGAGCGGAGGUGAACCUCACCUUGAGGGUACUGAAGGCCUUGUCGGCUGCUGGGGUCCAGGUGAAGGGUUGCUUGGUGCUGGUUAGAGCAGUGAGAGGGGCAGCAACGGUACUGUAGUUCCGGAUAAACUUUCUAUAGAAGUUAGCAAACCCCAGAAACUGUUGCAGCUUCUUUCUGUUCUCCGGAACUGGCCAUGAAGUGACUGCUGAUACUUUGGCAGGAUCCAUUUGGAUACUUCCCUCUGCCACUAUGUACCCCAGGAAGGCCACUGUCUUGACGUGAAACUCACAUUUCUCUGCCUUGGCGUAGAGGGAAUUCUCCAGAAGACGAUGAAGGACUUGCUGGACAUGGCGGGUGUGUUCAGACAGGUUUCUGGAGUAGAUUAAGAUGUCAUCCAGGUAAACGAAGACAAACUUGUUUAACAUGUCCCGCAGUACAUCAUUCACUAGAGCCUGGAACACAGCAGGAGCAUUGGUGAGGCCAAAAGGCAUAACCAGAUACUCGUAGUGGCCUGUUGGUGUAUUGAAUGCGGUUUUCCAUUCAUCUCCCUCCCGGAUCCGCACUAGGUGGUAAGCGUUUCUGAGAUCCAACUUGGUAAAAACAGUGGCUCCCUGGAGCAACUCAAAAGCAGAGGUGAGCAGAGGCAGAGGGUAACGGUUCUUCACUGUGAUGUCGUUGAGUCCCCUGUAGUCGAUGCAGGGGCGAAGAGAUCCGUCCUUCUUCCCCACAAAGAAGAAGCCAGCACCAGCAGGAGAUGAAGAUGACCGGAUUAAUCCUGCGGACAGAGAGCCAUUGAUGUAGUCCUCCAUGGACUUUCUUUCAGGAGCAGACAACGAAUAAAGACGACCCUUUGGAGGGGCUGUACCAGGGAGGAGGUCGAUGGCACAGUCGUACGGUCGGUGAGGGGGCAGAGAUGUGGCUCUUGCUUUGUUAAACACCUCUCUGAGACCAUGGUAGCAUUCUGGGACAUUGGAGAGGUCAGGAGCGGAGUCAGUAGGUACUGGCCGAGGGGGUAGUGCGGCAGCAAGCAGGCAGGUUCGGUGGCAGUCCUCUCCCCACUCCCUGAUCACCCCGGUCACCCAGUCGAGCUGAGGGUUGUGCCGGCGGAGCCAUGGGUAACCCAGGAUGAGGGGUUGGCCUGGAGAGGGGAGCAGGUGAAACUGGAUAGUUUCUUGAUGGUUUCCGGACAGACCCAUCGAGACCGGGGCCGUGACAUGAGUGACCGAUCCGAGUAAGUGUCCGUCCAGUGCCCGGGCAGGAAUAGGAGGUGUCAAAUGGAGGUUCUCCAGUCCCAGUUGGCGUGCCAGCUUGAUGUCCAUUAUGUUGGCUUCGGCGCCAGAAUCCACCAGAGCAGCCAGGGUGUGAGUUGAGUCAGAGAGGCGGAGGUGAACUUGCAGCAGGGGUUUGCGGUCGGAGGACUGGAUGGUCAUUGAACUCAACCGGACUCCCCCUAUGCCCGGUGAGCUUCGGCCCUUUAAAGGGCAGGUUACCACACGAUGUCCAUCACCUCCACAAUAGAGGCAGAGGUUUGAGGUGAAGCGGCGCUGGCGCUCUGCAGGAGUGAGAGAGGCUCGCCCAAUCUCCAUAGGCUCAGACUGAUCAAGCUGACCUGGGUGAGUGGCAGUAGAUGACAGGAGCCCAGUCGGAUCUCUCCGAAUGCCGGUAGUAGGUGGACCUUGGCGCCCCCUCUCACGACGACGGGUCUGUAUCCUUCUGUCGAUCCUGACAGUCAGUGCGAUGGCUUCAUCAAGAGUGGAAGGCAGUUCAUGGGAGACCAACUCGUCCUUGAUAUAGUCAGCCAAACUAUGGAAGAACGCGUCCACCAACGAUGGUGUGUUCCAAGAACUUCGUCUAGCCAGGGUUCGGAAGUCGAUGGAAUGGUCUGCGACAGUACGUCUGCCUUGUCGAAUACUGAACAGUUCACGAGACGCCUCUGCGGUUGGUGAAUCCAGGUCAAACACCCUCAGCAUCUCCUCAGCAAACAGGUCGAAGGUUGCACAUGCGGGGGUUUGACGUUCGAACUCUGCUGUUCCCCAGAGUCGAGCUCGGCCCGUCAGGUGAGUGAUGGCAUACCCAACUUUAGCCCCCUCCGUGGCGAAGGUCCUUGGCUGCAAGGAGAACUGAAGUCGGCAGCUAGUCAGGAAUGGCCGGACCUGGGUUGAAUCGCCGUUGAACCGCUCGGGGUUUCCAAUCUUGGGUUCCGGAGCAGCGGCUGCAAUGACCGGGGCAGGUAACUCGGGGGCAGGGCUGGUGGGCAGACUGGCUGGGGUAAGGUUGGUGAGGAGUUGAAUGAUCAUGGCGAGUUGUUGUUGCUGCUGCUGGAACUGCUGCUCAUGCUCAUCGGUUUCCAUGUCGGGGAAAGUGUGCGCUGAGUCCAUAAUGGUCAGAUCGUACUGUCACGGUUCAGACAGACGACCAGAGGACCACAAUUGCGUCACACCAGAAAGUUUAUUAAAACUUAAGGGAAAAGGGAAGUAGGGAGUGAAUGAAGGCUCCAGGGGUAACAGGGAUCCCGUCCAAUGUGCUGGGUCUGUGCCCCCCCCAGUGGCAGCGAUGCGUCCUAUGAAGCCGGUGGUGGGUGGUCCAGAAGUCCUGGGGGGGGGGGAGACACAGACACAACAGGGCGGAAUGAAACAAGGCAGCAGUACAGUUCAAGGGAAAUCCAAAAUACGUAGUAGCAAGGCAGAAGGCUGGUCAGAGUUACCGGGAUUGAAGAGUAGUCAGGAGUCGUAAUGGCAGAAGCAGGUCUGGAUCUCCUGGGGCAGAAGAGUAUCCAAAAAUCAGGCAGGUCCGGGGUCACAAAACCAGGGUGAGCCAGAAGCGCGAGCAAACAGGUUCCGGGUGUGAGCUUUGCAGACGAUCUGACACCGGAGAGCUGAAAGACAGGGCCUUAAAUACUGGGAGAGGUAGUGGGUAAUGCAGCGCAGCUGGCAGAGUAAUUAGAGCAGAGCAGAGCAGGGACAGGUGGAGCUAGUUAGGCUGAGUAGAGAGAGUGGUGAGCAGAGUGGAAGAAAAUUAAGGUGGUAACCCGGUGGAGUGAGAGGCUCAUGACACUCACUCUCUCGUUCUCUCGCUCUCUCGCUCUCUCGCUCUCUCUCUCUCUCUCUCUGACAGGUUUGGCUUCUACAAGUACAUGAAGAUAGAUGAGGAGGACGAUGAUAGACCGUUCUUCUUCCCUAACCCAGACGGUAGGUACACACACCCACUGACACACACACACACACACACACAUAUACACACACAACACACAUACAUACCCUUUAACGAUUAACUUUCUCUGUUGCCACAGAUUUUCCAGAAGAGGAGGAAGGGGUGGACCCGGAAGAUGAGGCUGAGGUCGUAGGUACCCAAUCACCAAAGAGGACUGCUUCGCCUAGCCAAUCAACGAAGAGGACCUCUCACCCCAGCCUCUCCAUCCACACCUCCAGGCCCACCCUUGGAGAAAGAGAGGGGGAGGAGGAGGAGGAGAACAGCAUUGUGGUCCGUAGAGAGAAAAAACACUUCCUCAAGAGCGAUGGACAGACAUACAGAGAGUGGGACAGGGACAGGCCGAGGAGAAGAGGGGGACAGACCUCCAGGAGGGGACUUCUAGAGAGGCCCGAGGCGGAGAGCGAGGAGCUUCACCCGCGGUCGGACGAUGUGGUCCACGGUCGCUCCCUCUCCUGGAUCAGGAUGGGUCCCUCUGAGCUAGGACCAGGGGGGCCGGGCAGGAAGGUAGGAGGAGGAGGGGGUGCAGGAGGGGAGACCCCUCCCAAACUGAGCAAGUCGACCCUGCUCUUCCCCCAGAAGACCUCUCUCUCGGCCCUUGCCAGCCGCGCCAAGCAGAUUCAUAGUAACUCCGCCCCCGGCAACAACAACGCCGCUGCUAAUGCCCGUCUCCAUGAUAACGCCGCCCGUAACCGCGGCAACGACAAUAACGCCGCAGCCGGCGGCAACAACAACAACAAUGAAAAGAAGGAUGAGAACAAGAUCUACAUCACCAGGCCGCGGCCGGUCAAAGAGAGGGAGCGAGAGAAGGAGAAGAAGGAGAGGAGGGUGGAGAGGGAGAGGGAGAGGGAGAGGGGCAGGGGUCCGGCAUCGCGUCACCCGAGAGAAGUCUUCCCUGGGGUGUUUCUGUACCAGAGUGGAAAGACCACCAGACUGGUCAACCUCCAGAGCACUCGAUCCAGGGGGGGAGGGGGAGCGGGGGGCAGGGGGCUCGUCAGUGCCCCCCAACUCUGGCCCAAACCCCCUCUGAGAGACGGCAAACCUCCCCCACGUGGCACUAAUGCUAGUGUUAGCAGACAAGGUACAGUUCCCCGGGCAGCCAGCAGGGUGGCGGUAGUGAGGCUCCGAGACAGAGAGAAGAGGAGAGUUAGAGGAGGGGGAAGGGAGCACCAAGCACCCCCAGAUAGAGAGGCUGCCGCAGGUGUCGCCUUACCCAGUAGAGGAGGCACCCCAUUGCCCCAGCACCUCCAGCCCCCGCCACCUCAUUCACCCACUCCCCCCAACUCCUUGGAGAAUGCCCUUCCUAUGGAGAGCAGGCUAGAAAGCAGGCUAGAAACCAGGGUCACCUCGUACCUCAAAACCUCAGAGAUCACUGAGUCGCAGCAAAAACAACCCGACCCAGACCAAGAACCCUCAGAACCCAACCCAGAUCCUGACCCAAUCCGCUCGAACGCGGAUCCAGAACCCGACCCAGACCCGGAACCAGAACCAGAGGAGGGUGGGGUGUCCGACUACAGUUACGAGGCUGAAGAGGCGCGUCCAGGCUGGGCUGAGGUUUGUUGUGAUUUAUCUGCUUCUGAUUGUAUUGAAUUGAGCCAGACCGAUAUUGACCUUUUACUGACAUAUCGGAUUGGUCUUUAAACCACCGAUUGUAUUUACAUAGGGGAGAGGAGGGUAUGUUGAGCCAUUUUAAUUUUUUUGAGGUGCCUUAUUGUUAUUAUAAACUGGUUACCAAUGUAAUUAGAGCACUACAAAUACAUUUUGUUAUACCCGUGGUACAGUAUAUGGUCUGAUAUACCACAGCUGUCAGCCAAUCAGCAGGGCUCGAACCACCCAGUUUAAAAUGCAAAUGAGUGCCUGUCAUAUGUGUUCCCCUGAAUCAACACCUACCCUAAAUUUGAAUUACUAUUACAGGGCUCCAGAUAUUUUCCCCUGGUGUCACUGGUGCCACUAGCUUUUACAGUUGGUAACCCCCGACCAAAUAAAGUCCUUCAUAGUGCUUUAUUAAGAAUGUAAUAAAUAGACUACCGAGGUAUUCAAGAAAAAAGUUGUUUAAUCUAACAUAUCCAAGCAGGAAGGGAUUACUCAAGAUAUUUUGUGCAACCUAAUCCAGGGAUUGUCAUGAAUUUUGGGUUGACAAUUAAGACUAUAGUUGCUAUAUUUUACUGUCAAAAUAGGACUCCUUUCCUCAAAACAUACAUCUUUAUGUGCACUAACUAAUAUCAUAGGGUAAUGAAUUUGGGGUUCAACACCUGAGGAAGUGGAAACUCAAAACACAUGAACUAGAUUUCUAACUGUAAAUACAAUACCUACUGCUAGUAGCCAUGUAUUCAUCCAACAGUAAAUGUAAUGUCCUAAAAAAAGUGUGCAGUUGUAGUCUACUUCCCAUGAGACCUACAGUGCUAUGAAAAAGUAUUUGCCCCCUUUCUAAUUUUCUCUACUUUUGCAUAUUUGUGAUACUGAAUGUUAUCAGAUCUUCAACCAAAACCUAAUAUUAGAUAAAGGGAACAUAAGUGAACAAAUAACACAACAAUUACAUAUUUAUUUCAUAAACCCAAUUCCCCUGUGUGAAAAAGUAAUUGCCCCCUUACACUCAAUAACUGGUUGUGCCACCUUUAGCUGCAAUGACGCCAACCAAAUGCUUCCUGUAGUUGUUGAUCAGUCUCUCACGUCGCUGUGGAGGAAUUUUGGCCCACUCUUCCAUGCAGAACUGCUUUAACUCAGUGACGUGUGGGUUUUCAAGCAUGAACUGCUCGUUUCAAGUCCUGCCACAACAUCUCAAUUGGGAUUAGGUCUGGACUUUGACUAGGCCAUUCCAAAACUUCAAAUUUGUUGCUUUUUAGCAAUGUUCAUGUAGACUUGAUUGUGUGUUUUGGAUCAUUGUCUUGCUGCAUGAACCAGCUGCGCUUCAGCUUCAGCUCGCAGACGGAUGGUCUGACAUUCUCCUGUAGAAUUCUCUGAUACAGAGAAGAAUUCAUGGUUCCUUCUAUUAAGGCAAGUCAUCCAGGUCCUGAGGCAGCAAAGCAUCCCCAAACCAUCACACCACCACCACCAUGCUUGACCUUUGGUAUGAUGUUCUCACUGUGGAAUGCAGUGUUUGGUUUUCGCCAAAAAGAAAACACCCCCAAAGCAUAAUGUUUCCACCUCCAUGUUUGACGGUGGGGAUGGUGUUAUUGGGGUCAUAGGCAGCAUUACUCCUCCUCCAAACACUGCGAGUUGAGUUGAUGCCAUAGAGCUCAAUUUUGGUCUCAUCUGACCACAACACUUUCACCCAGUUCUCCUCUGAAUCAUUCAGAUGUUCAUUGGCAAACUUCAGACGGCCCUGUAUAUGUGCUUUCUUGAGCAGGGGUACCGCUGCAGGAUUUCAGUCCUUCACGGCGUAGUGUGUUACCAAUUGUUUUCUUGGUGACUAUGGUCCUAGCUGCCUUGAGAUCAUUGACAAGAUCCUCCUGUGUAGUUCUGGGCUGAUUCCUCACCGUUCUCAUGAUCAUUGCAACUCCACAAGGUGAGAUCUUGCAUGGAGCCCCAGGCCGAGGGAGACUGACAGUUCUUUUGUGUUUCUUCCAUUUGCGAAUAAUCGCACCAACUGUUGUCACCUUUUCACCAAGCUGCUUGGCGAUGGUCUUGUAGCCCAUUCCAGCCUUAUGUAGGUCUACAAUCUUGUCCCUGACAUCCUUGGAGAGCUCUUUGGUGUUGGCCAUGGUGGAGAGUUUGGAAUCUGAUUGAUUGAUUGCUUCUGUGGACAGGUGUAUUUUAUACAGGUAACAAACUGAGAUUAGGAGCACUCCCUUUACGAGUGUGCUCCUAAUCUCAGCUCGUUACCUGUAUAAAAGACACCUGGGAGCCAGAAAUCUUUCUGAUUGAGAGGGGGACAAAUAAUUAUUUCCCUCAUUAAAAUGCAAAUCAAUUUAUAACAUUUUGGACAUUUUUUUUGUUUUUAUUCUGUCUCUCACUGUUCAAAUAAACCUACCAUUAAAAUUAUAGACUGAUCAUUUCUUUGUCAGUGGGAAAACGUACAAAAUCAGCAGGGGAUCAAAUACUUUUUUCCCUCAUUGUAGCUUGUCCCAAAAAAGUGGUCUCUCGGUACAACUUACCCCGGGUACGGGGAUGACCUCUUCCUAAAUAUUUGGUCACAUGAUUAAUUUUGUGUAUGGUUUCCUCGAAACAAGGGGUGACUCAACUAACCCUUUGGCUCAAUUUACCCCACUCUCCCCUACAAUAAACAGUCAUGCUAAUCUGAGUAGUUUAUUUUUCAAAUGUAAGAAAUCAGCAUUCAAAGUAUCUUUGUAGAGCUGUUUUUCAUUUGAAACUCAAUUUGUGCAGAACACGUCUAUUUUUCAUCCUAGCACUGAAAAACAACUUAUCGGCAGACACAGUAUAUCAGAAUCAGUGUAUUUCGCCUUACAAAAAAUCGAAGUCAGACACAAAAAUCCCAUAGCCCAGGGUUCUUCAAUUCCGGUCCUGGAGGGCCGAAACACCUCUGUUUUUCAUCCUCUCCUUCUAAUCAGGGGCUAAUUCAGACCUGGGACACCAGGUGAGUGCAAUUAACUACCAGGUAGAAAUCCUCCAUGGCCGGAAUUGAAGAGCCCUGCCAUAGCCUAUCGCUCAGGCUCUAAUGGUGAAUGAUUUUAUUGUUCAUCUGCCCAGGGACUGGAGCUCAUGUUUAAAGACAAUUAGCUGGAAACAAUUUGCUGUUUACCUAUAUCUAGUACAAUGCAUACAACCUCAUGUGAAAUGUAUGUUUUAAGUGUACAAACUCUGUCAAAUAAACAUAAUAAUGAAUAAAUAGGAGAGCAUCAACUGGCAGAGGACAUUUUCGGUCAACCCCAUGGACUUUGAGCUGCUGCGCUCCGACUGGAAUGACCUGCGCUGCAACGUGUCUGGGAACCUGCAGCUGGCCGAGAGCGAGGUGGUGGAUGUGCUGGCACAGUACAUGGAGAAGCUCAACGAGCGCAACGGAGGGUUAGUGUGUGUUUGUGCCAGACCUGGGUUCAGAUACUGUUAUACAGUUGAAGUCGGAAGUUUACAUACACUUAGGUUGGAGUCAUUUAAAACUCGUUUUUCAACCACUCCACAAAUUUCUUGUUAACAAACUAUAGUUUUGGCAAGUUGGUUAGGACAUCUACUUUGUGCAUGACACAAGUAAUUUUUCCAAUAAUUGUUUAAAGACAGAUUAUUUCACUUAUAAUUCACUGUAUCACAAUUCCAGUGGGUCAGAAGUUUACAUACACAAAGUUGACUGUGCCUUUAAACAGCUUGGAAAAUUCCAGAAAAUGAUGUCAUGGCUUUAGAAGCUUCUGAUAGGCUAAUUUUCAUCAUUUGAGUAAAUUGGAGGUGUACCUGGGAAUGUAUUUCAAGGCCAACCUUCAAACUCAGUGCCUCUUUGCUUGACAUCAUGGGAAAAUCAAAAGAAAUCAGCCAAAUCCUCAGAAACACAAUUGUAGACCUCCACAAGUCUGGUUCAUCCUUGGGAGCAAUUUCCAAAUGCCUGAAGGUACCACGUUCAUCUGUACAAAAAAUAGUAUGCAAGUAUAAACACCAUGGGACCACGCAGCCGUCAUACCGCUCAGGAAGGAGACGCAUUCUGUCUCCGCUAACAUCAAAGCGGUGACCCGAUCCUGCAGGUUAAUGCUUUACAACAUUCGCAGAGUACGACCCUACCUUACACAGAAAGCGGCACAGGUCCUAAUCCAGGCACUUAUAAUCUACCGUCUGGAUUACUGCAACUCGCUUUUGAUUGGGCUCCCUGCCUGUGCCAUUAAACCCCUUCAACUUAUCCAGAAUGCUGCAGCCCGUCUGGUGUUCAACCUUCCCAAGUUCUCUCAUAUCACCCCGCUCCUCCGCACACUCCACUGGCUUCCAGUUGAGGCUCGCAUCUACUACAAGACCAUGGUGCUUGCCUACGGAGCUGUGAGGGGAAUGGCACCUCCUUACCUUCAGGCUCUGAUCAGAACCUACACCCAAACGAGGGCACUACGUUCAUCCACCUCUGGCCUGCUAGCUCCCCUACCUCUACGGAAGCACAGUUCCCGCUCAGCCCAGUCAAAGCUAUUCGCUGCUCUGGCACCCCAAUGGUGGAACAAGCUCCCCCUAUGACGCCAGGACAGCAGAGUCACUGACCACCUUCCGGAGACACUUGAAACCCUAUCUCUUUAAGGAAUACCUGGAAUAGUAUAAAGUAAUCCUUCUUUUCCCCCACCCCCCAUUAUUUUUUUUUUUUUUUUUUUUAAAGGUGGUUGUCCCAGUGGCUAUCAUAAGUUGAAUGCACCAAUUUGUAAGUUGCUCUGGAUAAGAGCGUCUGCUAAAUGAUGUAAAUGUCUCCUAGAGAUUAACGUACUUUGGUGCGAAAAGUGCAAGUCAAUCCCAGAACAAGAGCAAAGGACCUUGUGAAGAUGCUGGAGGAAACAGGUACAAAGGUAUCUAUAUCCACAGUAAAACGAGUCCUAUAUCGACAUAACCUGAAAGGCUGCUCAGCAAGGAAGAAGCCACUGCUCCAAAACGGCCAUAAAAAAGCCAGACUAUGGUUUGCAACUGCACAUGGGGAACUGCACAAAGAUCGUACUUUUUGGAGAAAUGUCCUGUGGUCUGAUGAAACAUAAAUAGAACUGUUUGGCCAUAAUGACCAUCAUUAUGUUUGGAGGGAAAAGGGCGACGCUUGCAAGUCGAAGAACACCAUCCCAACCGUGAUGCACGUGGGUGGCAGCAUCAUGCUGUGGGGGUGCUUUGCUGCAGGAGGGACUGGUGCACUUCACAAAAUAGAUGGCAUCAUGAGGAAGGAAAAUUAUGUGGAUAUAUUGAAUCAACAUAUCAAGACAUCAGUCAGGAAGUUAAAGCUUGGUCGCAAAUAGGUCUUCCAAAUGGACAAUGACCCCAAGCAUACUUCCAAAGUUGUGGCAAAAUGGCUUAAGGACAACAAAGUCAAGGUAUUGGAGUGGCCAUCACAAAGCCCUGACCUCAAUCCUAUAGAAAAUGUGUGGGAAGAACUGAAAAAGCAUGUGCGAGCAAGGAGGCCUACAAACCUGACUCGGUUACAGAAGCUCUGUCAGGAGGAAUGGGCCAAAAUUCACCCAACUUAUUGUGAGAAGCUUGUGGAAGGCUACCCAAAACAAUUUAAAGGCAAUGCAACCAAAUACUAAUUGAGUGUAUGUAAACUUCUGACCCACUGGGAAUGUGAUGAAAGAAAUAAAAGCUGAAACAUUUCACAUUCUUAAAAUAAAGUGGUGAUCCUAACUGACCUAAGACAGGGAAUUUUUACUAGGAUUAAAUGUCAGGAAUUGUGAAAAACUGAGUUUAAAUGUAUUUGGCUAAGGUGUAUGUAAACUUCCGACUUCAACUGUAAAUACUUUUAGCAUUUGCUUUAUCCUGCCUGGAGUGCCAGAUGGACGAGGUUUACAGUCUUGUGACUUUUUUAUUGGGUCAAUUGCCCCAGAAAAGCUCAAUCAAGCCCAGCUAAAGUAUUUGAACUGUGUGUGUGUUUGCGUGUGUUUGCGCGUGCAUGUGUAUUGGGUAGGGGAAAGAAGCAAUGUGGUGAAUAUGUUGAAGUUGUACGUUUGUUUUACUAAACCCACCCUCCCAUUCCUCCCCCAGUAUCUACACCCUUUUGCGGAUCAUCAAUGUGGAGAAGAGGCGAGACUCGGCCCGUGGGAACCGCUACUUGGUGGAGCUGGAGCUGAUGGAGCGCGGCCGGAAUGUGGUGCGCCUCUCGGAAUACAUCUACCUUCUGCUCCACCGUGGCCGUCUGGGCGGGGACAGCCUGGAGAACACGGAGUUCGUCCCCGCCUCGGCCCCUGCUAGGUCCCCCCCUGGUCUCAUCCUCACCACCCCCGCACCCCCAACCUCCACGCACCCCUCUGCCCAGCCCGGGGCCACCCAGUGGGGCACGGCCUAUGCCAACCCCCUGCUGUGCCAGCCGGUCAUGCUGCAGUGGCGGAAGGAUGUUAUGGUGCAUUUUGUGGUGCCAGGUAGGUACCAGGGGCCUCAUUUAGAAACCGUGAGUACGUAGAAGAUAUACCCCAAAAUGUGUGUGCGCCAGUUUUCACGCAAAAGUUGGCAUUUAUUUAUUUUUUGCUUGAAGUAAAACUUUAGACAAUGUGUACGCGCAUCUUCUAGUGGUUGAAAUAUUGUAUUGCAAGCUGGCAAGUAAGAAUUUUGUGCAAAUGGGGGAUAUGAUGAAAGGCUUAUUCAUAAAUAAAUAAAAACAGGAACACUUAUUAACAAGAAUGCAACCAUUUGCCAUUAGUGAGAAUCUGAAAUAGUUACAUAUAAUAAUCUUAUGAUAUUUUUCCUAUUUUAUUUUCAUAACCAUUGCAGAAUAUAUUCCUCACCUUUUCUUGCCGUGAUGGGUUCAUAUUCCUAAGGGGCCAUACAACAAAUUACCAUGCACAUCUCUUGUUUAAUUGGACCUAGUAGCCUAGUAAAUAGAUAGGCUAUAUGUAUUUCAAGUUUUGCAAUAUCAUAGGCAGCACGGUUUAUAAUACCAGUAUACAGGCGAAUUUAACAGCUGAUCUUUUACAUUGAAGUAGGCCUUGGUAUCAAGUUUCAAGAUUCAUGUUUUUAUUGUUUUUAUUGUCAUGUGCACAAGUAGCCUACAGUGAAAUGCCUUUCCCAACAAUGCAGUAAUGAAUAUCAGUAGUACUAUAGAAAAUAAAUAAAAAAGUCAAGUAGAACAAAAACACACAAGAAAUAACUGUAACUACUGCAUUUUUUUGAGUAGUCUGCCCUACAAUGUUUCAGAAUUUGUGGACAGUCCAUCAUAUUUAGGUUGGGGGAAAAAGUCGGUAUAAAACAUUUUUGAAUUCUAACGUUUUGCUGACAGGUCCACGACAAUGUUGUUAGGAAACUGACGCAGUCCUUUUCCAGAUACAGCAUAAAUUACUGCUAAAGAUUAUAACAUUCUGCCAACACAGUAAAUAGACCAGUAGCUUACAGUGCAUUCGGAAAGUAUUCAGACCCCUUGACUUUCCACAUUUUGUUAUGUUACAGGAUUAUUCUAAAAUGGAUUACAUAGUUUUUUUUCUAUCUACACACAAUACCCCAUAAUGACGAAGCAAAAACAGGUUAUUAGAAAUUUUUGCAAAAAUUAUUACAAAUAAAAAACGGAAAUUUCACAUUUGCAUAAGUAUUCAGACCCUUUACUCAGUACUUUGUUGAAGCACCUUUGGCAGCGAUUACAGCCUCGAGUCUUCUUGGGUAUGACGCUACAAGCUUGGCACACCUGUAUUUGGGGAGUUUCUCCCAUUCUUCUCUUCAGAUCCUCUCAAGCUCUGUCAGGUUGGAUGUGGAUCGUCGCUGCACAGAUAUUUUCAGGUCUCUCCAGAGAUGUUCGAUUGGGUUCAAAUCUGGGCUCUGGCUGGGCCACUCAAGGACAUUGAGACUUGUCCGGAAGCCACUCCUGCGUUGUAUUGGCUGUGUGCUUAGGGUCAUUGUCCUGUUGGAAGGUGAACCUUCUCCCCAGUCAGAGGUCCUGAGCGCUCUGGAGCAGGUUUUCAUCAAGAAUCUCUCUGUACUUUUCUCCGUUCAUCUUUCCCUCAAUCCUGACUAGUCUCCCUGUCCCUGCCGCUGAAAAACAUCCCCACAGCAUAAUGCUGCCACCACCAUGCUUCCCCUUAGGGAUGGUGCCAGGUUUCCUCCAGAUGUGAUGCUUGGCAUUCAGGCCAAAGAGUUCAAUCUUGGUUUCUUCAGACCAGAGAAUCUUGUUUCUCAUGGUCUGAGAGUCUUUUAGGUGCCUUUUGGCAAACUCCAAGCGGGCUGUCAUGUGCCUUUUACUGAGGAGUGGCUUCUGUCUGGCCACUCUACCAUAAAGGCCUGAUUUGGUGGAGUGCUGAAGAGAUUGUUGUCCAUCUGGAAGAUUCUCCCAUCUCCACAGAAGGACUCUGGAGCUCCUUCAGAGUGACAAUCGGGAUCUUGGUCACCUCCCUGACCAAGGCCCUUCUCCCCCUAUUGCUCAGUUUGGCCGGGCGGCCAGCUCUAGGAAGAGUCUUGGUGGUUCCAAACUUCAUCCAUUGAAGAAUGAUGGAGGCCACUGUGUUCUUGAUAGCACUACUGGGUGAUCUGAAAAGUCAUAGUCAAUCGAUCAAUAAUAUAAUAAUACUUUUAGCAAAUAUGUUUAUUUUCAAUUCACAAACUGUAGAAACAAUGAGAAUAGAAAGGUUCAGAACUUUUGUAAAACAUCACAGUACAGUUGAAAAAUAUAUAUGGCAAAUAGAAAUCCAAUAUGGAUGGUGUAAAGAGAUAGAUGGGAGGUGUUGAAUGGAGCUGAAGGAUGGGACUAAUAACAACAACUAAUAAGAACAAGAUAACUAGUGUAAGACAUGCUGUGUCCAUAAUAAGUAUAUAGGUUAUAUAUUGUGAGCUUUUGUGAAAGAGCACAGUUAGAAAGAUAUGGCAUAUAGAAGCAUAUCAGAUGGACAUCAUGAAAAUGAUCGGAGGAAGUUCAGGAGUAAAAACAAACAAAAUAUAAUUAUUGACUGUGUCCAUAAAAUGUAUAUAGUAUGUAUAAGCAUGAAGUAGAGGCCUAAGCAUUGUUGUUCACUAGUUUACUCCAAUUAGGGAAGGGAUGGUGGGGUUGGAAAGUAAUAAAGGGAAAUAUAUAUAUUUUUAAAGGAUAUGUAUGAAUGUGUGUGUAUAUAUAUAUAUAUAUAUAUAUAUAUAUAUAUAUAUAUAUAUAUAUAUAUGCGAGAGAAAAAAAACAUAUGGGGGAUUGGAAGUGAUGCAGACAAUUACAUUGAUGGAAGUUACAAUCUAUCUGCAAUAUUAAAGCUGAUCUACCCUCUCGAAAAAUAAAAAUAAAAAGAAUGAUGGAGGCCACUGUGUUCUUGGGGACCUUCAAUGCUGUAGACAUUUUUUUGGUACCCUUCCCCAGAUCUGUGCCUCGACACAAUCCUGUCUCAGAGUUGGUUUUUGCUCUGACAUGCACUGUCAACUGUGGGACUUUAUAUAGACAGGUGUGUGCCUUUCCAAAUCAUGUCCAAUCAAUUGAAUUUACCACAGGUGGACUCCAAUCAAGUUGUAGCAACAUUUCAAGGAUGAUCAAUGGAAACAGGAUGCACCUGAGCUCAAUUUCGAGUCUCAUAGCAAAUGGUCUGAAUACUUAUGUAAAUAAGGUAUUUCUGUUUUCUAAAAAUCUGUUUUUGCUUUGUCAUUAUGGGGUAUUGUGUGUAGAUUGAUGGGGACAAACAUUUAUUUAAUCAAUUUUAGAAUAAGUCUGUAACAUAACAAAAUGUGAAAAAAGUCAAGGGGUCUGAAUGCUUUCCGAAUGCACUCCAUGUAAAAUAUUUGACAGUAUGUGUAGGCUACAGUAUUGCUGUGCGAUAAGAGCGCGUAAUCAUUUCCUUUUUAAUCUCAGAGCCUAUACCAAGGCAGGACAUUUAAACCCAAUAAUCUAUUGAUAAACGACAUAUUGAACAACAAUUUGUCUUUUGCAUGCCUUGGCCUAAUGCCAAUUGUUCCAAAUUAUACAGCAAAUAAAGGGUGUAGUUGUUACCAUAAAAGGUGAACGGAGGUGUUUUCCAGGCGGUGUUUUAGUGCUUGUUCUUCGACAGGUCUGAGUUAUAACAGGAAACAUGCGUAUGUAUGGCGUGUGGCAAGUUUAUAAAUCUCAAUAUUUUUGUACGUGUGCAGACUUUUCAGAAAUGGAGCACGCAGACAUUUUGUGUGAAAUUUACAUUUUAGUCAUUUAGCGGACGCUCUUAUCCAGAGCGACUUACAGUUAGUGAGUGCAUACAUUUUCAUACUGGCCCCCCGUGGGAAAUGAACCCACAAGCCUGGCGUUGCAAGUGCCAUGCUCUACCAACUGAGCUACAGGGGACUGUGUAUUCAAUGUAUUCAACGGUUAUAAAUGAGGCCCCAGUACUGGAGGGGUGGACCUAUCGUUAGGUCACUAGUCCCUUCUCCAACAGUAGUGUUUCUCAAACCAUUUCUCAAGGACUCCCACACGUUUCACAAUUUUUUUUGUAGCCCUGGAAAGUGUGCUAGCUCUGGAAUAGAUCAACUACAUGAAACGGCUGGGGGUCCCUGAGGAGAGGUUUGGAAAAUGCAGCACAGACACUCUUGUAGAUCUGAAAGGAAAGCUUGGGAAUUGAAGAUUGCUAUAUCUGAUUUAGCUAGUGUUGUGUUGAAACACAAUUUUUCCCUCUCUCAAUUCAUUUCAAUAUUGGCAUGGAAAGUUAAAGCACUUACCACUCUCUCUGUGUGUCUCUAGUGAAGAACCAGGCUCGCUGGGUGCAGCAGUUCAUCACAGACAUGGAGGAGCUGCACCGGCAGACUAAGGACGACAACUUCAGCAUCAUCAUUGUCGACUUCGAGAGCACCGACAUGGACGUGGAGCAGGCCCUCCGAGAGAGCACUGUGCCUAGGUGCGUGUGUGUGUGUGUGUGGGUGUGUGUGUUUCUCAGACUUAAUCCAAAGCUCCAUAGGAGUGCAUUUUAAUUACUACAGGAAUUGAAUGGAUUCAGGUAUUUAAAAACAGUCCUAUGGAGCAAUUCCAACUGACACAAACACAUAAUGGAUAUGUAAUUGGACCAAACCCUGGAGUUAACUGAUGUGAUUGUCUGUGUGUUUUGUUAGGUAUGAGUACUUGAGAAGAGAAGGGAACUUUGAGCGCUCAGCAGGACUACAGAUCGGAGUGGACACUAUCGAGGUGAGAGAUAGCAGACCUACAGGAAGGGAAAGAGAGAAGGUAUCUCUCUAUUUGAAUUCAUAAACAGCCAAUACAUUUGCAAAUUCACUGAUUGAGGUGACACACAUUCACACUCAGUAGAGAGCAGGCUGAAGCUUCUAGACGACAUUUUACUAUCACAAUGGCACAUGCCAUGAGCAUACUAACCAUAGCAUUUCACAUAGACAGGUUGAGUAAUAUAAAAAGCUGCAGCACAAUUGAUGUUGGAACUCUUGUAACUGUAACUCAACCUCAGUGAGGAGGUAUUUUUUAAUACAGUGAGAUAGUCACGGUAUAUGCCAUGAAAUCGUGAGGUGCAGUAUUGGUUCGUUUCUGACUGUGAAGACUGGCAAGAGGUCAAGCGGUCUCAGAUGCUCCCAAGAGAGUCACAGACUCUGUAGCUCAGCUGGUAGAGCACAGCGCUUGUAACGCCAAGGUAGUGGGUUCAAUCCCCGGGACCACCCAUACACAAAAAUGUAUGUACGCAUGACUGUAAGUCGCUUUGGAUAAAAGCGUCUGCUAAAUGGCAUAUUAUUAUUAUUCAAACUGUCCAGUUCUCUGUGACCCCAUAGCCUGACAGAUUGAUAGACAGACAGACAGGCAGACAGAUAUGUAUUCAAUGUUUUAUUCAAUGGUGUUCUCUUUUUGUGUGUGUGUGACAGGGAUUUGCGCAGACAGUUAUCUGUCAUUGGAGUGUCAAAGCUGUCACGUUGACUUUCUCUAUUUUUCUUUCCCUCUCCUACUACUACCCUCCCCUCUAUCUCUCUCUCCGUUCUCUCUCUUUCUCUCAACUCUGUCUCUCUUGUUCUUUCUAUCUGUCUCGCUCUCUCUCUCUGUGCGACAGGGAUUUGGGCAGACCGUUAUUUAUCAUUGGAGUGUCAUGACUGUCACAUAGACUUUCUCUCUCUCUCUCACUCACUCACUCACUUUCUCUCUCUCUCUCUCUCUCUCUCUCUCUCUCUCUCUCUCUCUCUCUCUCUCUCUCUCUCUCUCUCUCAAUGCAACAGAGAUUUGGGUAAACAGUUAUCUGUCAUUUGAGUGUCAGACCUGUCACAUGGGGAAGACUGGGGUGUCACUCACAGUUGAAUGACUGUGGGUGUUUUAUAUCAAACCCCUUCACACACAUACAGACACACGAGUGCAUGCUUCAGACACACACACACACAUAAACACACACACACACACAACACACACACAGAAGAGUAGAACAUUUCGAUUGGCUGUUUUUGGGUGGCGUUUGAGUUUGUGGGACUGAGUAUGUUGGGGGUCUGUAACCAUGAUUGUGUGUACUUUAGUUUUGAUUACACCGUAUUUGUGUGUAUGUGUGUUUUACAGGACAACCACAGUAUAGCGUUCUUGUGUGACCUUCACAUCCACUUCCCCCUCAACAUCCUGGAGAGCAUCAGGAAGCACUGUGUAGAGGGACGUCUGGCCUUCGCCCCUAUUGUCAUGAGACUGGGCUGUGGCAGCUCCCCACUAGAGCCUGACGGUAAUACACACAUGAUACACACACACACACACACACACGCACACACAUCUCGCACGCAGCAUGCACACACACAUACACACACACCAUGUUUGGGAUUUACUAAGUCAGACUGCCUUUCCCUCUGCAGGCUACUGGGAGGUGAAUGGCUUUGGCCUGUUUGGAAUUUAUAAGUCGGACUUUGAUAAGAUCGGAGGGAUGAACACGGAGGAGUUUAAAGACCGCUGGGGAGGAGAGGACUGGGAACUACUGGACAGGUAACCUGGCAACCCUCACCAUUGCAAACACAACACUCUCUGCUUCCUAACCCUCUUUCCCCUCUAUCCGGGCUCUUUCUCAAUUGUCUUAAAAUUAUACCUUCUCUUCUUCAUUGCACUGAUUUGAAAGCGGCUAAUGAUGAGCUUCCACCACAUUGUUUUCAUCUGUUAAGUAAUUUCUAAUCAUUGGAGGCGACGAGAAAAGGAGUGAUUUUUUGGUGGGGGCAAUCACUGGCUCCUAACCUGAUUGUUCCUCUCUUCCCUUCUUCCAGGGUACUACAGAACGGUCUGGAGGUGGAGAGACUGAGACUGAGGAACUUCUUCCACUACUACCACUCCAAAAGGGGCAUGUGGAACGCUCAGAACAAGAAAACCCCCAAGGGAGGGGGAUAG